AGGUAUAUUUGCCUGCAGCUCGCGUGCCAGCACAAAUGGCUCUAGAUUCGCUAUCACGGGAAUAGAGGAUAAAUUUCAAUAUCAAUUUUUUGCCUUUGCCUUUUCAGAAAGGACUGAAACAAGAAGGAUAUAAGUGGUGAAUGUUGGAAAACCACUGAGAUACAAGGAACUAGUAACUAGAACUAGAUCAUAUUGCUUGUCUAUUCCUUAAUAUCAGAUGUCGACAAGAUGAGCAAAAUUAAUUCUGUCCCCAAACUAAGUAGGAAUCCAGAUUUUCCUACCUCAAAAUAAUUUCUGUUAUCCAAAACCACUUGGAGUGAAGUCACCAGUUCUAGUCAUAUAAAGACAUUAUGGUUCAAUUUCAUCAGGGACAUACUGGUCGUUGCACAUUCCCAGGCUGGAAUCCAGUUGCCAUUUUAUUCCUACCUCCCUAUGCAUACCAACAGUCCACUGGCAAGAGCUGUUUUACCACUUUGGCUCUGCUUCCCUAUGCUUGCUAAACAGUUGGUGAGAACCUGCUCAUCACAGCCUUGCCUCCUUUGCUUUGAAAGUUCACUUGUUGCCUCAGCCUUGUAUGCCCCAAUAGAAACUGAUUCGCUGAAGCAUACAAAUGGUAAAAAAGACAGCAGCAUCUGUACUAAUAUUCAGAAAACUGAUAGUAGUGACUGUGGUUACCAACUCAGAUUGUGUAUGCUUUGCUAAGAGGAACUGUGAUCUUAUACUGGUUACCCAAAAAAGAAACAUUUGAACAUUAAAUAUAUAUCUAAAAUGAACAUCUCAUUAGGCUGAAGACCUACGAGCCUUUCUGUAGUAAGAGAUUUCUAUUGAGGAAAUUCUUGAUCAUCAAGUUUAUGCUUAGAAUUGUUAAUUAUGUUAUGUGAUGCAUGUACAAUUUAAAGUUAUGGUUGUAAGAAUGGUGUGUUCUAUUUGGCAAAAUAAUAAGCCAGCCAGUAGUUACUAAGCAAUUAAAACCAUUUACCCAAAUUUGUGUAAAAUUCUUGUUGGCUUCUUUCAGUUCUUGAAUUGCCAUCAGAAAAAGAACUGCACAAAGUUCUUCAGAUGUUGGAACCCCACAUUUCAUUUCUGGAAGAUCUGACAAAAAUGGGAGGAGCAAUGCGUUCAGUCCUUACUCAGGUUUUGACCAAUCAGCAGUACUAUAAAAGUCUUAGUUCUGGUGGUGGAGAAAAUACAUGUUCAAAGAAAAGCCAUGAAAAAUAUCUUAUAGCUUUGAAAGGUUCUGGACUGACAUUUGCUGAAGAUAAGCUUGCAGGUGGAAUGCAGGACCAAGGAGCUGGAGCUAGUGCUUCAGUAGUUCAAGGUUUUGCAGGUUCUACACCAACUUCAGGGCAAGGUGACACUUCAGAUGAGGUGAGACUUUCAGAAUAAAAUAAAAUGUAAUCUUGUGUGACAGAAAUUAAGAUAUCAUGAGCCUCAUUGUGUUUGCCUUUGCUAACAAAUUUAUUUAAUAGGAUUAUUUAUGCUGAAAAUGCCUCCAGUAAGAAAAUUAUUAUUACUACUCUUGUUGAAUUAAUUUUGUCAACAUUAGGAAAUCAUAUUGUAGAUCGUGGUUGUCAAUUUUUUUGAUUUGCCCUUGGCUUCAUUGAAUGAAGAAGAAUUGUCCUGGGCUACAUAUGUAAUACUGUAUAUAAUGUAGUUAAUAAAUAUAAAUAACAAACUUCCCUUAUUUUUAUAUUUUUUAUUAUCUUAUGGGUUCACAUGGCUAGCUAUCCAGAACCAUGGGUUGGAUACCUUUGAUGUUAAUAGUAAUUUCUGAAAAUAGGCUAGCUUAAUAUCAUGUAUAUUUACUUCUGUAAAACAGGUUUUAAUCAGUGUUACUGAGAAGAUCAUAUGCAAACUUCUAAAUCUUUGUGGAUUAUUACAUUUUUCCACAUUUGACAUUUAUAUUAUAAAUCAGAUUUAUCUUAAUAUACGCAGUAAAGAUAGGAGAGAAAAAUGAAUCCUGGCAUAAAUAUGUGUUCAGUUUUCUAAACUGGGAAUUCUUAGAACAAGAAAAAAACCUUUAAGAAGAGAUUGGACAAUCAAUUUGUUUGAUAUGCUAAAGGAUUUCCUGCUUGAAUAGGAGAUUGG
Notechis scutatus (mainland tiger snake) is the source of this 2088-nucleotide messenger RNA. NCBI's taxonomy places the organism in Eukaryota, Metazoa, Chordata, Lepidosauria, Squamata, Elapidae. The record is from RefSeq and is a predicted model, not a curated record.